Stylophora pistillata is the source of this 2819-nucleotide messenger RNA. RefSeq lists its product as uncharacterized. Gene Ontology annotation, biological process: regulation of transcription by RNA polymerase II; cell differentiation. Gene Ontology annotation, cellular component: nucleus. The record is from RefSeq and is a predicted model, not a curated record. Gene Ontology annotation, molecular function: sequence-specific DNA binding; DNA-binding transcription factor activity, RNA polymerase II-specific. Lineage: Eukaryota; Metazoa; Cnidaria; Anthozoa; Scleractinia; Pocilloporidae.
CAAAUGGCUACUUUGCAUAAAUUCACGCCAUGCCAUAGCUGCGUGAUACUAAAUUUAAAUAGUUGUCAUUCCGAUUUGGUCUCAAAGAGUGUGGAUUCCGUAUGCAUUUCGUUUAGGUUGUGCAACUUUUUACUGUAUCAUCUGAGAUUUGAAAGAAUCAACGUUUUCCUGGCAAAUUUAGAAUAUGCAGUGUUGAUCAUGACUGAGACAGUAAAAUGACUUGGAUAUAGGGUCAGUUAGCUGUCAGUUUACAUGAGGAGAUAAGAUCGCGCAAUCAGCAAAUAUCUAGUCAUCGCAAAGCAAAUUUCUUGAGCAAAUUCAGCUCUAGCGUCCCCUUUUAGAGAUAAACUGCAAUGUGCCAUUAAAAAUCCAUGAAUAUGGAGGGAAAUGAAGUGCAAAAAAAUUAAAUUAAAACUGAAUGGAGACGUGAAAUGUAAUUGAAUAUCCCCUCAGGCAAAUUAGACUUCUAUUUUUUUUUUUUCUUCGUUCCAGUUCGACUUCAAGGUGCGUAAACCAGGAAAUGGUCUAGAUAUGUUGUAAUAUUGGCAUACAGUUAUCUUCCAUAGCGAUCUAUCAAAUAAAACAUGCCAUUCUUGGAAUUUCAAUGGCCGUUGACGUGCGAUUUUCACAUAAUCCAACAAUUAUUUUAUUGCCGCAAUAUAGUCACGCCCAAGGUUACAAGUGACGUCAGCCAGGAUUUGUCACGUGAUCCUCGACUACCACAUUUAUAAAAACAAUCAUUCACACGAUGUGGAGUUUAGUACGAUUAUUUUGUCUGAGUGUAACAGUGACAUUCGCCGGUAUUCUUGCUGGUAAAUUCCACCAGUGUUCGAAUCCCUUACUUAGAGGAAAAUGGAUGUCUUCAACCUAAAUCGAAACAUCCAGUUAACCAGGAUAAAGAAUUUUCUACUGGACAACGUAGGAUAUCAAGAAUUUCUAUCGCAAUGUUCAACGGUUGUAAAUCCAGUGCAGCCUUCUGGCAUCGAUUCUCCAGCGGAGGGCUCUUCACAAAUGGCUGCCCUGCAAAGACUACCAAACUAUCUUCAAGAAGAAAGUACAGAAAAUAGGGCAGCAAGCAACAAGCAUAGUGCAAGAAAAAGAAAUCGAGGCCCAAAACCAAAGAAAAUGUAUGACGGCAACGGUCCAAUUCAGCUGUGGCAACUUAUUUUGUCGGAGCUCAUUUCGUCAUCAUCAGAGCCCCUUGUGGAAUGGACUAAGAAAGAGAAGUACGAAUUUCGCAUUUUGCAGCCUGAUAAACUGGCGGCCCUGUGGGGAGAGCAGAAGAAAAAGACUAAUAUGAAUUUUGCAAAGCUUGCGCGAGGUUUGAGGUAUUACUACGGAAAGUCCAUUUUGGAGAAGGUUCGUGGCCAACAGUUUACAUAUCAGUUUGUUAUGGACAUUGACGCCAUUCUCGCGAACGAUUCUGAUGGCGAAGCUUCUGAAGGUGGAGGCAGGGGCACGCCCGAUGUUUACUGUGAAGCACCGAGAACUUUCAAGCAAGGGAAGGGGUGUGGCGAAACAGAGACACAAGUCACUGACACAGGGGUGGGUAGAUAUGGGGGUGUAUGGGAGGACCUAGGAUGCCCUGUAGAGGCAUUGAGGGACACAGGGGGUGCUGAACAGGGAAUUGUUAACAUUGAGGGAAUUGUGCAGAAUGCAGGAGAAACAUUUGAUUGUACAAGGGAAGAUUUUAGGCUCCCUAUGGGGAUAUCAUGGGACACUGGGGGAGAAAGGGAGGGUGCUCUAGGCACAAAGGAGGUAGAUAGGAACUUAGGGGAAGCUUUUGAGGACACAGGGAAAGGGAAGUUGAGAAAAUUUUGGGGCCAUGAGAAUACCGGGAUGGGAUGUGAUAUCACAGAGAGAGAUUUUGGAAUUGUACCAGUGGGACUUGAAGGCAUCUCUGAGGGGUGCGGGAUCAUUAAAGGGGGACUGGGGGAGAUAAAGUCAUUCGAUUUAAGUGUUCUUGUUGAAUCCAAUGACACAAGUAGCUUCUAUGAAGCAUUAUAAGUAUGUCUUGUAUCAAGCAUAGUUUACUUUCUGUUCCUACUUACCUCUUGUUUCAAGAGACUAUUUAAUUACUAAAUUAUAGACAUGUGUCUUUGGUUAACUCUUAAAGAGUUAGAGUAGCAUUUGUUGCAUCUCCAUAAACAUCAUAUUACCAGAACCAAUAUUAAAUUAUCUCAGUUUGCAAAAAUGUUCUUUCAAUAGUCUAAAUGCCAGGAAAAUUUGUUUUCUACACCAAGAAGUUAAAAAAAAUGAACAAGUACUGACAAAUCUUGUUUGUCACACGUUAGAUCUCUUUAAAUUUCUAUCUGUCUUAAGGCAAAUAGCUUUUUUAAUUCACUUAGAGAAAGAAAAAUCGCCAUUUCAUAUUUGUACAUUUAAAAUUUACAGGAAUAUUUUAUAUUCAAUAUGUAAAUAUGUACAUAUUUUAUUUAUAUUGCUACAAAGUGGUGGGCUCUAAAUUUUGUGUGUAAUGUCAAAUUGUGCCUAAUCAUUUGAAUGCAAAAAGGAAACUUAGAUACAGGAAAAAUAUUGAUUUAUUGAAUCAGUCUUAUGAAAAACAACCAAACAAGUUUGAAUAAGGUAAUUUAGCAAUCAUAAGUCUUAAUGAGCUUUCUUUCCUCUUUAAUGUGAUCCAUGCAUAAAUUUUAUUGCUUCUGACUUUAGGUAUUAGAGUUCAAUCUAAAUCAAGCAUUUUCAAUGAAAUUUUUGUAUGUGCACAAUAAUUGUUCUUAGAUACUUAUAAGAUCUAUACUUAUUGCUUAUUGUAAAUGGUAAAAGAUGCAAUUAAAGAAAUUUUAAUUUGUUGUUUUAUA